Atta colombica is the source of this 3673-nucleotide messenger RNA. Its product is annotated as B-box type zinc finger protein ncl-1. Gene Ontology annotation, cellular component: nucleoplasm; chromatin. NCBI's taxonomy places the organism in Eukaryota, Metazoa, Arthropoda, Insecta, Hymenoptera, Formicidae. Gene Ontology annotation, molecular function: zinc ion binding; ubiquitin-protein transferase activity; protein binding. Gene Ontology annotation, biological process: positive regulation of DNA-templated transcription. Bases 319 to 3252 code for a protein of 977 amino acids. The record is from RefSeq and is a predicted model, not a curated record. The transcript has 9 exons.
UCGAGCAUCGCGCGCUUCGUGAGAGAAUCCGAGAGUCUUUGCCAUCUCCCUCAUUCUUUACUGAACGCGGAGGCAAGAAGAGGAAGAAGAAGUAGAAGCAGGAUAAUCAAGGAAGCGAGCGGGAAACGAAAAAUUUCCAACUCUCUUUUUCUCUCUCUCUUUCUCUCUCUCUCUCUCCAACUCCUUUAUCCCGUGACAAUCCGACGGGUCCAUAAGCGUGAGAGAUAGAAGCACAAUCAGAGGACAUCUCCCUCCUUCUCGAGUGCAACCCUCCUCCUCCCACCCGCCUUGUGAAUUGCGCGCGAACAGCAUCGCAGGAUGGCAUCGUCCACGGUGGCUGUUCCGUCGGGAGCUACCUCGGUGCCGACGGUGACAAACGGCAGUGGCGGCGGUGGUGGCAGCAGCGGUGGUGGUGGUGGUAGCAGCAGCAGUGACAGCAGUAGCAACGGUGGCAUCGUCGUCGCGGCUGGCACCGAGGAGAUCGACGGCAGCGAUAUAUUUGGCGAGCGGAACAACGUCAAUUCCGUCAGUGGCUACAACAACAGCGGGAACCCCGGUGAUGCCCUGGAGGAGAUGACGUGUGGUAAUGGAGAGGCCAAUAAUCAGGGCUGUGCCCUGUGUAUGAGCAAGCUGUGCUCCCCCAGAGUACUCUCCUGCCUACAUGUGUUUUGUGAGGCAUGCCUGGACAAGCUGCUUAUGGACGAAGCUGGGGAUUCCAAGGUGGGCUCUGUUAUAAGCUGCCCUGUAUGCCAUCAAGAGACUUCCGUUAGUUCUAAGGGCGCCGCGUCGCUCACGUGUGACUAUGUUCUCACCAAUAUAUUGGAUAUGUCCGCUAUCGAGAACAUGGCAGUACUAUGUACCUCCUGCAAGGCCAAAGAGAGCGCCGUGGCGCGUUGCUCGGAUUGCGCCAAUUUUCUGUGCCCAAAUUGUAACACGGCGCAUCAAUUCAUGCGCUGCUUCGAGCAUCAUAAAGUAGUUGCCUUUGAAGAUUUGAAGCAAUCCAACGAAGCUAUCCCAAUACACAAGCCAAUCUUUUGCGAAUGCCAUCCUGCUGAAAAUAUGAAGUUUUACUGUCAUACAUGCCAGGAACCUAUUUGCAAUGAGUGUUUGCUUGUGGAACACAAAGCACCAGAGCAUCAAUAUGAACGACUGACAGAUGCAGAACCACGACAAAAAGAAGAAAUAAUUAACCUGAUGACUGAAAGUAAAGUAAAAAUGACUGAAUGCGAUCAAGUUACAGUACAACUGGAAAAUGCACUUAGUGAGCUGCAAGUACAACACGAUCAAGCAAAAGAUUUAAUUAUGGAAACUUUUCAAAGUUACAAGGCCAUACUAGAGAAAUGUAAAGACAAUGCUUUAAGUGAACUCGAAAAAUUGCAUUCAAACAGAGAACUUGAAAUUAUGGAUGCUUUUCAUAGUGUUGAAAAGACUGCAGAAAAAAUAGAAGACGCUUGUCGUUUUACCUCAAGAUUGCUAGAACAUGGCGAUGCAGUGGAAAUCUUAGCACUUCGGCGUAUUGUAGGAGUGCAAUUGAUGAACUUAAUAAAAAAUACACCAAAACAUAAUGUAACAUUCUCUAUUGAAUUUCAAACCGAUUAUAAUCAAUUUGAGAAAACUGUAAAGGAAGUAUUUGGAAAAUUUCAUACUGAAAGUACACUAGAAGUGAAACCUCAUCCCGAACCAAUCUCAACAAUAUCGGGUGUCUCUACAAAUCAACAAAUAGUUCAUACCACUUCAAUGGGUUGUCCAAGUUCUAUUAGCACAAGCUCUCCCAUUUCACUUCCCACAUCUAUGCAAUCCUCUUUUGAAGGUGAACCUUCAUUCAUUAUUCCACCGACUUCAAGUCCUCAAAAUAUUCCACCUCCUCCACCACCUGUACCUCUUCCACCAGGUCCGGUUCCUAUUCAUGGAUUCACUAGCAUUCAAGAAUAUAAUCUUCAGCAGUUGGCCAGUUUAGCAGAGAAAGUAGAAAUGGUAGGCGAUACUGGUGUAGUUGGACCUAGUUCGAAUCCUAGUCCAACUCCGUCCUUUACUUUGGCAGAUUUAUUUGCUGGAGAUCUAAGUUCUACGAGCCAUGCCAUUAAUAAUCUACAAGCUCUUGCGAAAUUAGGAAAUACUCUUGGUAAUCAAGAUCUUGGAAAUACCACCAUUAAUGGUGGUGGUGGAUUAGUAUUGGGACGUGGACCUUCACCAGCCAUUGUAGAUACCCCAAAUUUGGGUCCUUUGGCUGCCAAUAGUCUAUUAAAUGGAGGAUUUCAAUCAUUGUCCUCUUCCACUUCGCCGAUACUUUCACAGGGUGCUGAUGACUUAAUAGGUGAUUCUAUGCAUAAUAUGCCUGUAGUAGGAAAUACUGUUGCCAAUCACGUAACUGGAUCAGGAACAGGGAAUUAUCCUGCUCAUCCAAGAACCCAGAAUACAAAAUUAACGCCUAUGCAUAUCCGAAGCAAGUUUGGACAAUUAGGUCCCAGUAAAGGGCAAUUUAAUUCGCCCCAUGGAUUUUGUCUGGGGACUGAUGAGGAUAUUAUCGUUGCAGAUACAAAUAAUCAUAGAAUUCAGAUUUUUGAUAAGACUGGUACCUUCAAAUUUCAAUUUGGUGUUCCUGGUAAAGAAGAGGGACAAUUAUGGUAUCCUAGGAAAGUAGCCGUUAUGAGAAAUAAUGGCAAAUUUGUUGUAUGUGAUCGUGGAAAUGAACGAUCUCGAAUGCAGAUAUUUACAAAGAAUGGCCACUUUAUAAAGAAGAUCGCUAUUCGUUACAUCGAUAUCGUAGCUGGCCUAGCUGUUACCAGUCAAGGUCAUAUUGUGGCUGUUGACAGUGUGUCGCCAACUGUGUUCGUAAUCAGUGAUACAGGAGAUCUUUUGAGGUGGUUUGAUUGUAGUGACUAUAUGAGAGAACCAAGUGAUAUUGCUAUUAGUGGCAAAGAAUAUUUUGUUUGCGACUUUAAAGGACAUUGUGUUGUGGUGUUCAACGAAGAGGGUAAAUUCCUGCGUCGCAUUGGCUGUGAGAAUGUAACAAACUUCCCGAACGGGAUUGAUAUUAGUGAUGCAGGAGAUGUAUUAAUUGGGGAUUCACAUGGUAAUCGUUUCCAUGUAGCUGUCUUCUCCAGAGCGGGCUCUUUAAUAUCAGAGUUUGAAUGUCCAUAUGUGAAGGUGUCUCGGUGUUGUGGAUUGAAAAUAACUUCGGAAGGAUAUAUUGUAACACUGGCCAAAAACAACCACCAUGUCCUUGUUUUAAACACUCUUUAUAUAUUGUGAAGUGGCAUCAGAUGAGUAAGUAUGUUAUAACUUCCUUCUGCAAAUGGAAACUUCUUUGGAAACUGCUCUCAACGAAAGAUGGAAAAGGCAUGCCCAAGGCAUUACGUUCGAAUAUUGGGCCUAUCAAAGCAAUAGAAACAAGUGCAGCAUGCAGCUUUAAUAGUUGUAAAAAUAUAAUGCGUCCCCGUUUUAUGAAAGUAACAAUGUUGAAAACAAAAAAAAAGCAGAAAGGUAAUGUACGUCUCCGACCAAACAGUAUAAUAGUAACUUAGCAAUUUGCAUUUUGGUAAACUGCCAAAGUAAAUUAAAUUAACUAAGUGGAACCAGUUAUAAAGAGAGAAGCAGUUAGCUAUAUCAACCAAUAAGCAACCAACCAACGAGUUGGAUCGCUUGUAGUAGAGAAAGCAAUUUAUAAUGGCCU